AAAGCUAUUCUUUUAUACCAUAGUCACUCAAAAUUUCCUCUUCAUUCAUUGCCAGGAAGCUUCUUUUUGGUCCAUCCCCCAAAAACUAUGGAAAACAACACGAAAUUCACGUACGAGGACCUGUUGCCGGUGAUGGCUGACAAGCUGGAUGUAGAGGCCUUUGUGGGUGAAUUAUGCAAGGGGUUCAAGCUCCUGGCAGACCCAGAAAGGAGGCUGAUAACCGCCGAGUCUCUGAGGAGAAACUCGGCUCUUCUGGGGAUGGAGGGGAUGAGCAAAGAUGACGCGGAGGCGAUGGUCAAAGAAGGCGAUCUCGACGGCGACGGCGUGCUUAACGAGACCGAAUUCUGCAUCCUGAUGGUCAGACUCAGCCCUGGGAUGAUGGAAGAUGCUGAGGCAUGGCUGGAGAAGGCGCUUGACCAAGAGCACAAGAAAUCAUCAUCUUCAACUUGAUCAUUAACGUCCUAAAUUGUUGUUUUUGUAUUAAUUCUAUGUUUACCCAUUUGUUAAGAUUGCUGCAGCAUGCUGUAGUUUUUCAUCAACAUGCAUGAGAGAUCAUCAUGCAAUAUGAAUGGGAAUUAUAAAUGGUAUGUCUUGUUAAUGUUUGGAUCAAUUAAUAUUGGAUUAAUUAUUUGGUUCAUCA
This is a messenger RNA of Corylus avellana, 640 nucleotides long. RefSeq names its product Calcium-binding EF-hand family protein. Gene Ontology annotation, molecular function: calcium ion binding. The record is from RefSeq and is a predicted model, not a curated record. Lineage: Eukaryota; Viridiplantae; Streptophyta; Magnoliopsida; Fagales; Betulaceae.